This is a messenger RNA of Seriola aureovittata, 8221 nucleotides long. RefSeq names its product solute carrier family 25 member 25b (gene slc25a25b). NCBI's taxonomy places the organism in Eukaryota, Metazoa, Chordata, Actinopteri, Carangiformes, Carangidae. The record is from RefSeq and is a predicted model, not a curated record. Gene Ontology annotation, biological process: transmembrane transport. Gene Ontology annotation, cellular component: mitochondrial inner membrane. The coding region runs from base 1212 to 2732 and encodes 506 amino acids. The transcript is spliced from 11 exons. Gene Ontology annotation, molecular function: ATP transmembrane transporter activity; calcium ion binding.
AGUACUUUGGGAGUUUAAAGCCACAGAGUAGAGAUGGACUAACAUGUUAUGGGUUUUGUUUUUUUCAUGGGAUUUGUUGACAAUAUGAAAUACACAGAAUAAAACAGCCUUGUCCUUUAAAGAGUCUGUUUCUUUGCUAAAAUGUGAAAACCCCUCAUGCAGGAGGGACUUCUGGGAGUAGGGACUUCUUGGAAAUGCUGUAAUUAGUAGAGUUCCUGUUUGUGUCAGUAAUGAUUUACACUGGGAUCAAUGUCCUCUGCGAGCAGAGCAGUCAGUAAAACCAGCAGCUGGAAGUGGUGAGGAUUUUAUAAAGAGGUGAACCUACUUUGCUGCAUCACUCUGUUGUUUUCCCAGCUGGAGGAAGCCAGUACGUGUGGAGAAUUAAGAUGCGGCGGAGCCCGAUGGUUGGAGGGAUGGGGUUGCCUGCUGGAUGCUUUGAAUGACUCAGAUGGAGUGCAUGAGGACAGUGAGUGAGGGAGGGAAGAGGGAGGGGGAGGAAGCAUCAGCAGAUUUUCUCCUGUGAGGGAGGAGUGACUGAGGGAAACCCUGCGCUUCACCCUCACCCCUCCUUCUACUGACAAUUGAAGGCAUAAAUUAACUUCCAUGCUGCUAUCCCGUCCUCCAUUGGCUGAGGGGCUUGUUCCGUGGCUCCACAGUCGGACCUGCCAGUAAGGGCUUCACUGAUUGGCCAGGUUUGGCUGCAGUGAGGAUGCAGGUUUCUAGAGGUUCUCUUUGCUGCAUUUCUCUGGCUGCUGAUACUGAGGCCGGUUUAGUAGCAGGUCCUGGUUGUCUGCUGCUGCUGUCAUCAUUUAAUCAGUCUCCAGAUGAGAUAUUUACAGAGUGAAGUUCUAGUUUGCUGAAUGGAAAACUAAUCAUGCCUCAGAAGUUACAUGGAAAGAGUUAGGAGAAUUUUUUUUUUUUAUUAUUCUGCUGUGUCGGAUUUCUGAGGUGCUGAGCGUGGCUCUGUCUUCUGAGUGGUUUAAAGAGAAAAAGCUCAGUAAGAAGGUGAGAAAGUGAGAUGCUGAGCUGCAGCAGUGAGGUGGAAGAAAGUGGAGGAGUCCUCUCUCUAGUCUCACGUCCUCGACUGACCUUUCCACACGUCUGCUGGCGCCGCUUCAACUCUUCGCCUUCGUCCGACAGACACAGUUGAGUGUCGUUGUUGUGUUUGAGUAGAAGCCAGCCACCCAGACGCAGUGAGCCCUGAUUUAAGGAUGCUGGAGAAAAUGUUGCGUUUUCUGAGCCAGAGCCUUUUUGGCAGCGCACAUUGUGAGCCUGCUGAAUCCGAGCAGCCGGGGGAGAAAGAAAGUGGAGCUACUGAAGCGCAAACUGCUCUCCAGGGAAAGACUGCACACUCCUCUGACAGUAAAGACAUCAGCAGGAGUAGUGUUACUCCAAAGAAGACCACAGUAUUAAUCAUGGUGGCACCACCUACUGAUCUCCAACAGAAAAUAGUGAAAGCAGGGGACAAAGACCUGGACGGACAGUUGGACUUUGAGGAGUUUGUUCAUUAUCUCCGAGACCACGAGAAGAAACUCCGCCUCGUCUUUAAGAGCCUGGACAAGAAGAAUGAUGGUCGGAUCGACUCACAAGAGAUAAUGCAGUCUCUGCGGGACCUGGGAGUGAACAUCUCUGAGGAGCAGGCUGAGAAGAUUCUCCGGAGAAUAAGGAGGGGCCGUAUUUGGGCCCCUAUCUUGUAUAUGGAUAAAAACGGAACAAUGACGAUUGACUGGAACGAGUGGCGGGAUUAUCACCUCCUCCACCCAGCGGGCAACAUCCCAGAGAUCAUCCUCUACUGGAAACACUCCACGAUCUUUGACGUCGGGGAGAGUUUGAUGGUGCCUGACGAGUUCACGGCAGAGGAGAAGCAAACAGGAAUGUGGUGGCGACACCUAGUGGCCGGAGGAGGAGCUGGGGCCGUGUCUCGGACCUGUACAGCACCACUGGACAGGCUCAAAGUUCUCAUGCAGGUUCACGCCUCCAAGAGCAACAGCAUGCAUAUCGCUGGCGGCUUUUCCCAGAUGAUCCGAGAAGGCGGUGUGAGGUCACUGUGGCGAGGCAACGGCAUCAAUGUCAUCAAGAUCGCCCCUGAGUCUGCUAUUAAGUUCAUGGCCUACGAGCAGAUUAAACGACUGAUAGGAAGUAACCAGGAGACACUGGGCAUCGCAGAGCGGCUGGUGGCCGGCUCCCUGGCUGGAGUCAUUGCUCAGAGCAGCAUCUACCCCAUGGAGGUCCUGAAGACACGGUUAGCCCUGAGGAAGACGGGUCAGUACUCAGGCAUCUUGGACUGUGCCAAACAUAUCUUCCAGAGGGAGGGUGUGGCCGCUUUUUACAAGGGCUACGUCCCCAACAUGCUGGGCAUCAUCCCCUACGCUGGCAUCGACCUGGCUGUCUAUGAGACUCUGAAGAACUCGUGGCUGCAGCGCUACGCCACAGACAGCGCUGACCCCGGAGUGUUUGUUCUUCUGGCCUGUGGCACCACCUCCAGCACAUGUGGUCAGCUCUCCAGCUACCCACUCGCCCUGGUCAGGACUCGAAUGCAGGCACAAGCCACCCAGGAAGGAGGCCCUCAGAUGAGCAUGACGGGCCUGUUCAGACAUAUCGUCAGGACCGAGGGGGCCACGGGACUCUACAGAGGCCUGGCCCCUAACUUCAUGAAGGUCAUUCCAUCAGUCAGCAUUAGCUACGUGGUCUAUGAGUACCUGAAGAUCACCCUGGGGGUCCAGUCCAAGUGAGGAGGGAGGAAGACAGAAGAAAUCCAGAGGCUACAGGCUUCUUCGCUUUUCUUCUGGAUCUAAGAAACAAGCAGCUGAAAUUCUCCACAUUUAAAACAUUCAAUUCAAAGUCCAGAGUUUAAAGGACAAAAGUGAGAUGAUGUAAAUGAAGAGGAAUGAGAACUGACGAGGACGAUGAAGACUUAGUGGAAGGAGGAAAUCUUAACUGAAGCAAUUACUAUGGUUUGCUGUUUUUUUAAUCAUUCCUUUAGCAAUUCAGAAGUCCAGCACCUAUGGUUGCCACGGUAACUAGGUGUUCAGGCUCGCAUGAUUACAUGACUUCCCACAAUCAUUUUUCUUUUUUUUUUCUUUUUACAGACAUAAAAUCAUUUGAUUAAUUUCGACGUAUCAGUGGUAGCUCCUACAUUCACCAAAUAAAAUACUGAUACUAGUUAUUAGUACUGAGUGGGAGGCUCCCAUUAUAACCUGAAAGGGUCACUUCACAGAGUAGUGGAGUCUGAUCAUGUGACGACAAGACGAUGGCGGAGGAUUCAGUGUCGAAGCCAAAAGCAAAAGCAUCUACCUGGGAAUCUUUUGGAUUUAAAUCCAGUGUCAGAAGGGAACCUGGACAUGAAUGAGCCCGGCACACUGUGUCUGGAGGAAGCAGCAGCUGGUAACACUUCUGAUCUACAGAUGCUGAGCCGACACGUGUUCGGUGUAAUCUGUAACACCGGUGUCGUCACCGGUUUAUCACCCAGUGGGAAAAUUUGCACAGCCUAUCAGCACCUUUUGACUUUGUUUAGGAAAACACAAGUUUACAUUGAAUUCAUUGAACGUUUACUGGUUUACUGGUGGACCAGUAAACACCUUGUACCAGUUUGGGCACUGACACUGACAGUGGUGUGGCAGGUCGCAGUCUUGAAGGGCUUUAGGUUUAUCAUAAAGCAUUCCCCAUGUCUCUCAUCACUGACUGUGACACUGAGCAGAGGUGGAUCUAACAUCUGCAGGUGUGUAAAUUCCCUGUGUGUGUUUAAUGUGCUCCGUCAUGUUCGAUCUGUCCCUCAGCUUUCUUCUGUGCUACCCUGCAGCAGCCCUGUUCUGCUGCAGGGUUCUAACAGCUGAAGACAGACUUCAGUGCGGACUGAGAAACUCUGUAGUGCCAUCAGGACCGUGCAUUAAGAAACAUUAGCUUUCAGUGCCUGGGCCUCAUAUACGGUCUGAUAGAUGAGGUCAUGCAUAUAAAACAAAACCACAACUAAACUGUCACAGAUACUUGAUUCUUAAACAUGUGGUGAAACUAGCAAAAAUGUUUUUUCCGAUUUUUACAGUUUUAUUUCCUUGAUCUGUUUUCAAACUUCUUUGGCAGCCAUGUUUGCGCUCGGAGGGUGAACCUCUCCAUCACUCCAUCACUCUCCUCAGGCCUACAUGUGAAUUGUGUCAUGAUAUCGUCUAAACACAUUAAUGCUUCCAAAGGGAUGAAUCUUCAGUUGAGUCACCCUCUUCCUCCAGUGCCGCCUUCGCACUACCCACAGCCUGCCUGUGGUAAUGAUCCUGGAGUAUCACUGUUGUCUUGUUGUUUGUUCCGUCCAGUACAUCUGUGCUGGGCGGCGUUGUGAGCGUUGCAGUUUGUGAAGAAGGUACUGAUCCAGGUUCAGUUGUGCUUUUCCAAAAACUGAUAGAUUUUAAAUACGAAGCUGAAGAUUGGGUGGAGGCUGAGCUGUCGGACUGUCAGAUGUCGUGCACUUUGCUGGUGCUUGAUGUUGAUAUAUAGAGCAGUGUUCCUACACGCUGAGUGUUGCAUUGGGCACAGUCACUCAGUUAUGGUUGGUGCCAUUUAAGCCAGACGCUGAACAGCACCCUCUGUGGCCACAAGAGACAAUUACAGAAUAAUAACAUUGAGUUUCCUCUGGAGUCGGUUACAUCAGCAGCUUUACAGAGCAGGAACCAGCACGUCUCCUGGUGACCUUCAGUCUGUUUACUUCUUGUGGUAAACUGCUGAAAUGUUAAAAUGUAGUGUAACAUUAGCACAUUAAUACAGAGGCUAUAAUGUCAGUGAAGUGACACAGUCACACAGUGUAUCCAUCUAAAGCCUUCUAACAUUUACCAGACCAGGUACAGCUGCAGCAGCAAAUCCCCUCAGUGUGUUUUGUUUGUUAUUAAUUAGAAUGUAUGUGGUCGGGCUUUAAUGUCAUCUGCUGGUUUGGUUUAGGUUUUGACUCUGUUGUUUAGCAUUUAGCUGCACACUGAGUGAAAGCAACAACAGAGGAAAUACUGACUGAAGGUGUGUGGCUACCUUCCACUUCAGGGCCGAUUAUAAUAGUGAGAGAGGAUUAGAAAGGAGAAGGAAAACUCUACACUCCCUACCAAACACAAGACUGAGUCCUUUCCAUAAUUAGACAUUUUUCAUGAAGCAUCAGUGUGUUCACCUGUGAAGAAGGGCUCCUGCUCCAUUUUUACUGGAGAUGCAGCUGAAGCAGGCAGAAGCCGUAAUCACAACAUCUUCUGGUUUUGAAAAAUGAGAAAUGAAACUUCCGUCAGGAAGGCCAGUUGAUCCUGGUUUUACAAAAACAGGUGAUUAAACUUGAAUUUUUCUUCUUUUUUUCUUUGCAUUUGAUAACAUUAGUCUGAGGGCUGUCAGAUAGAAAAUAUCUGAGCCCAAAAACUGGGCAUUUUCCCAGUGUCAAUUAGAACAAGAAAAAUAAUAUAAUAAACAAUGAUAUGUAAUUGACAAAAUUAUUAAUUUUGAAAACUCGUAUGUGUUUUCACUCACCACAGAGUUACUCUCAUCAAACAUCACAAUGAUCUUAUUUUGCUUUGGCAGCAUCUUUUCAGUGCUGACAGUAUAAUACUGUGACAGUUCAGAGGUUAACGUCUCUCUAAACUGUACACAAGCUUUAGCAUUCACCUCCAUUCCUCCUUAACUCCUGUACAAUAUAUCAGUUAUGUUUUUUAAUCAGUUUCUUUUUAUUAAAUCAAUGUGAAGCAUCGAGAGAAAACAUGUAUUUGUGUUGUCUACAAGGGAAACUGUCUGACAAGGAUUUAUAUUGUAUAUUUCUGUUAGUUUGUUUAAGUCUGAUCUUUAAGGAAUAUUUCAUCACCAUGUUGUCUUGUACGAUGUAAAUCAACACUCCUUUAAGUCACAUGGUAAGACAGCCAAUCAGAGGAAGCGCUUCCAGCCUGACUGAUGUCUGUGUCACAGAUUCCCAUCAGUGCCUUGUGUGCCAAGCCUCUCUGAUGUAAAUGCACCUGAACACUAUAAGAGCUGGGGUCUGUGGGACACUGAAUGCACUUUAAGGUACUCUGCUUUAAUUCCUGUUUUUGUUUUAUUUAUUACUGUAUUUAUUUAUUUAUUCUGUCACAAAGGAUUAAGGACUGAAUGUGUGAUCUAUCGAUUGUACUGAAUCAUUUCAUUUUUAUGUGGCUGUUUGAUUUUACAGUAACCUGUGGAAAACUGAGGCUUGUUUUUGAGUGAUAGAUACGGAGGCCCAAAGUGUCCAAUAUUAAAGGCAGUAUGCCAUUUUAUGCCCCGAGGGGUUUCUCAAUCAAAAAAAUAACAAAUGAUGGAGUUUGAUGAAUUUGUGAAGUCGCAGGGGAUCAUAGAUAUGAUUUUUAUUUGAUUAUUGAUUUUUCAAAAUGUCCUUUUUACAAAUGGAAGUCUGUUUUUAUUUCAUCAUGGCAGUUUUCCCAAUAACACUUUUAUGUACUGUGUAGUUUUAUUUCCUAAUGUUACUUUACAUGUGGUGUCCUCUCACCUUUCACAUACCCCCAUCCUUUCUCCAAAAUUUGGCCAGUUAGCACUUGUUAGCUAAAGUCAAAUUCGACUGUGUGGCUGCUGCUGUAAAUAAAAAGUGCACAGACACAUAAACGAAUAUCUUCUUGUAUUUAUUCAGGGUAGAAAGGCUGUUAAUGCUACCUGUCUAGCUGACUAAGCAGCUAGGUCAGCAAUUGAUCUUAAAUUAUUACUCGGCUUCAAAGUGAAGAGCCAGUGUUAGCCGUGUUAGCUAGCUCCUGUUAGCUCGAGCGACCACAAAGACAGUCUUUUCACUCUUCAGAGUUGUGUGUCUAUAGCAUCAAAACACUGCUGAGUUAACUCUGCUAACAUUAGCUGCUCCUGUUAACACUGUGUCUUCACUUUGAUGCUGAAUAAUAAACCAAGCUCCCUAACUGCAUCCACCUAGCCAGCCAGCUAGGUAGUUAGCAUGUGCAGCCUUAUUAAGCUAAAUAAAUAAAAGGAGAUAUUAGUUUCUGUGCCUGUGCACUGUGUUGAUUAUAACAGCCGCCUCUAGCUGGUUGAUUCACAAUUUCUUUGACAUUGUAGUUGCUCAGGCCAACAGGAGCUAACUGGCUAAAUCUAGUAGCAGUUGUUUAGCUCACUAGCUUAAUAGCGAGAGGACUGUGCUUUGAGGAAAAAGGAUAUUUUGACCACAGAAGAACUUGUUAAAUUUUGUCGCAGAUGCAGAUCAUUUAAAAAGAAUUUGGAUUUUUUUUUAAGGAUGGUGUAUGCUGAUUGACAUGCAUUUUGGUGCAGGUUUACAAAUUAUUGCUUUAUUUAAAUAUUUUACACAAUUUAUUAAUGUGGUCAUUUAUUUUAGAAGUACUGAUUUUGGGUCUCCGUGAAAAGAUUCCUCCGAUUUCACAUCAGUUUGUUGCGAUGAUAAGACAGGAAGCGUUUCAGCUGCAAACACUGCUCAGGCUUAAGCACAGCUGACUGUAAAGAAUAAUCACAACCAGUGACAGAUAUAAUCUGAACAGGAUCUCUUCAUACUGAAUGAAAUGUAUGUUGUGGAAAGCACGGUAAUAAAAAGGACGGAUGUAUUCAUUAAAAGGCCAGCUCCCCUGCUCUGCAAAGCAACAGUCUGUGCAUGUCUCUGGUAGGACUGCAGUCGCACACGUUGGACUGUGCUUGUGACCUUCAGAAUACCAUGCUGCUUUCGUCAGCUGCCUUACUCCAGUAUCACAUCUGCUUUUGAACUCACGCUGUGUCUUAGCAGCAGGUGGAGAAGAGAUGAUGGGCUUACGUUUGCUCAUUUGACUGUUGAUCCUCUUUCACAGGUCCAUCCCUCUUUCCUCCUCUCGCUUCCUGGCAUAAGUGUUAAUCUGACCCCUUGCUCUGAUAUCAUAUAUGCAUAAAUUAGUGACACAGAAUGAUGUCACCCUGUGGCUGCGUGUAAAUGUUUUCCAUAUUUUGUACAGUAAAAAGUAACUAAUGUCUUAAAAGUAGCCCUUACUGUACGUUGUACUGACCAACCAACCUGUACAGGAACUACCAGACUAUACAAACCAGAGGCUACAAUGUAUAUUGGUAAAUGAUGGCAUAGUUUUCAAAAUGUAUUCAGUAUAUAUUUCUAUUUUAUUUUAAUAUGCUAGCUGUAAGUGACAGAUGCAAGAAUGAGUAUGUGAGUGCUUUUACAGUAGCUUGUGUAGAUGCAUCCAUUGAAAGAAUGUUAUGGUGAAAAGAAUAUUUAUGCUUGUAUGAGAUCAGCUGUUAAAUAAACUAGUUCAGCAUUGAA